Messenger RNA from Neocloeon triangulifer, 2436 nucleotides. RefSeq lists its product as uncharacterized. The transcript has a single exon. The coding region runs from base 969 to 2195 and encodes 408 amino acids. Lineage: Eukaryota; Metazoa; Arthropoda; Insecta; Ephemeroptera; Baetidae. The record is from RefSeq and is a predicted model, not a curated record.
UUGUACAUCCUUCCUAUUUUUAGUUUAAUAAAUGUGGUCGUUUUAAUAAAUAUUUUAAAAUAAAGUGGGUUUUUAAUUAUUUUGUCUUGUUCAUUAUGGAGGUCCAGUGGCCUAAUACUACUAAAAGACGCUUCUUUCAAUAUUGUGCUAGAAAGAAAAAUAAAGAAACAAAAACAUGUUCAAUGUUAGAAAAUAAUUAUCCAGUUGAUGAAAUAUGUGGAUUUAAUGUUCAUUGCCUUAAAUACUUUGAUGAGAAUCAUGGCGUGCCCCGAAAACACCAGCAACACAAGUAUGAAACAAGAAUGUCUCAAUUUGAACCGCUUUGCCACUAAGUUUCAAUAAAUUUACUGCGUAAUAUACAUUUUAAUUUUCUUUUAUUUUAAUUAACUGCGAAAUUUUCACCAGAAAAUCUUGCGUAACAAAAGGACAAAUUCCAUAUCAAAUAAUUGUUGAUAUCGCUUUUUUUUAAUUUCGUUUAUAAAUUUUUAUCUUUUUAAAAAUUCACAAUGUAAAAAUGUGUGCAUAAAACUAAGCCUAGUCACAUAAAAAUCAGUCCAAUUUGAGUUGGUCAGUCUUAUAAUUUAUAAAUCUUUCUCAAAAAUUAAAUUAAAAAACAAGAUAGAAAAGACAAUUAAAAUUUGUAUUUAAUUCGCGGCAUACAAUUUUUUGGUGUUUUGAAUCAUUUUGUAAUGUAAUUAAUGAUAAAAUAUAAAAGGGCAAUAAAUAAAAAAGUAAAUUAUUCAAAUAAUUGAUAAGAAAAUUAGCUGCCAUUAGCAUUUGUGUUGCUUUCAUAUAACGAAAGGAAGCGCACCGUCCCCCACAUGUAACUCUGUCAUAAUUGAUAAUAACCAACGCAAACAAAGUUCAAGGGCAGGCAUCGAGCGCUCCCACAGCAGAGUAUGAGCUUUAAUUUAUAUUCGCAGCAGCAUUAUAUUCAUGGUCAGUGUACGGUAUAGAAGCCGCAGAGAAUGGCAGAGGAGAUGAGAACGCUCGUGGCCCAAGAGGACGUUGCGGCCGUCGCAAAGUGCAUCCACGGGCCUGACGCGGAACUGCUUGAAUAUGAAGUGGAAAAGGGGACGGCGACUGUGCAGGGAUUUUUGUCCCAAAUUCUCCGGGUGGUCAUCAAGGUGCAGGUUGGUGAGCAAAAUUUCACCUCAAAAUUUGUUGCCAAGCGACCGCCCAAUUUAGAAAGCCAGAUGAAAAUGGUUAACGAAUUUGGAGUUUUCAAGCACGAAAUUGGCAUUUUCGAACGAUGUGCGCCGAUUUUGUGGAAGACCUGCGCUGACCUUCCGAUGGUCAGAUGCUACCUGACGAAGGAAAAUUUGAUAUACAUGGAGGAUUUGAAAGAAAAAGGUUUCGUCGCUCUGAUCCAAUCUGUGGUUGAUUUGAGAGAAGACGUGCUCACAAUAGAACACAUAAAAAUGGGAAUAAGGACACUAGCGAAAUUCCACGCUGCGUCUGUGGGUGUAAAUUGGCUCGAAGAGUUUCCUGAUAUUUUCACUGAAGAUGUAAUGUUUGAAAAAAGUGAUAUUAUGAAAAAUGUAAUAAAGCAAUGUGUCAAGAAAAUUGUCGUUCCCAUUACCAAGCAUCAUUUCAAUGAUGAGAAAUUCGUUAAAAGCUCAGAGUGGCUCGCGUCCGAAGAAUACCUCAAAAUUGUAACAGAAAUCUGCAAACCCCACCCGAAGUUUUUAAACGUCCUCUGUCAUGGAGACAGUUGGGCCAACAACAUGAUGUUCAAAUUCGACCCUGAAACAGGAAAUCCACUCGAAAUAAAGCUGAUAGAUUUUCAAAUCAGUCGUUACGCACCUGGCAACCGAGAUCUGAUGUAUUUCAUUUAUGUUUGCUGCACCCCAGAUUUCAGAAAAAACUACGAAAAAGAAUUGCUCAAUACGUACUGGAGUUUUUUCACAGAAGAAUGCUCUCGGCAACAUUUUGAAUUGACGCAUACAUGGGAGCAGUUUUGCGACGAUUUUGAUAGCAUUCGACCUUUUGGCCUGAUGAUGUCGGCGAUAAUGCGACCUGGCAUCUUUAUGGACGGCGCCUUUCCUGAGGGCGAAGAGGAACUCACAGAUGAACAGUUUCAAACCAUGAUGGACGGUGGCAGCGGCGAGGAACAGGCCAUCAUGACGUUUAAAAAUAAUCCAAAAUUUCGCGCUGAAAUGAUCAGUGCAAUAGAAGAGGUAGCGGAAUUAUAAUAUAGGUGUUACAAUAAUUCAAAGAUGUAAUUUUUGUGUGUUUUGAAUCUUAAAACUGACAAUAAUAUACAUAAUUAUUGACUUGUAAAUUAUUGAAAGUGUUAUUAAAAAAACUCAAGAUAUUUAAUAUCUCACCAUUAAUAUGAUCAAAUAUAACAUAUACAACGUAAAAUAAUUGUUUAAAAGCAUCUCAAAUAUUUCUGCUCUAAAUGAAGAAAAUAAUGCUAAGAAACAUCAUAAA